Varroa destructor (honeybee mite) is the source of this 2892-nucleotide messenger RNA. RefSeq names its product cell adhesion molecule 4-like. Lineage: Eukaryota; Metazoa; Arthropoda; Arachnida; Mesostigmata; Varroidae. The record is from RefSeq and is a predicted model, not a curated record.
GAGAAAGAAACUAAGAAUGCGGUUUUAGAGAGUUAGAGUACUCGAAACGCGCAGGUGGGAAAUGGUUAGGCUCAUUAAGGAGCACGCCACAAUUGAGAGUCUGGAGAGGAUAUUGGACCGAAUUCAUAUCCACCCCUUUCCUCAUCUCAACGCCUUUCAGCAUCCCGCUCUCUUUUUCUCUAUCCUUCAUAAUUCGUAGUCGCUCCCUUCGGCAGUCUCUAAGCACGACGCUAUGAGCCCAUUUCGUCGACUAGAGCAUAUGAUUGUGUUCAUCAGAGCGAUGUUAUGAGGCAGCACGCCUACAUCUUGCCCCCAAUCUGCAUACUGAUUCAAAUAGCCUUAGGCAUGCAAUAUUGCCGACAAGGCCGGAAGUUAUGGAUGCGUUGAUGUGCGUGUCGUUAAUAAUAUAUCAAAGCAAACUUUUUAAACUUAGAAGUUAAGUAACGCAUUCAAUGCUGUUAUCUGUUUUAUGCGUGUUUCGAUUUAAAGAAGUAUUAGAUAGUCCGUACAUAUAUUCGGGAUAGGUGAAUAUGCGUCUACUCAACGCCCUCAACAUAAGCCCUCCCUCCAAAAGCACGUUUAGUCAGAGGAUUUCCGGCCGUUCGGCAAGCACGUCCAGCAACAGCGCCCCCUAUACGACGUUGAAUAAAGGGGUUGUUUCUAAUCCGACUUUGUAGGACUCGGCGAGAACUUCCAGCUUCCGUUGAUGCGUCGUAUUGAAACCGCAUGGUCUGGUUAGUUAAACCGGCGUCUGACUCUGGCCCUGUUCUUGACAUCAACUCAUCCUGCGCAAUUUCUCACCGCCGGCAGUCACUUUCCCGCACGUGGCAAGUAGCCGAGCUAAAACCCCGACAACCGCAGCCGACAUUAAGUCGACGCGACGAGCACGCCGAUUGGCUUGACAAUAGCAGCGGCAGCAGUUAGAGAAGUCACUAGGCGUACCCUCACUUGGGACCUGGGCGAAGUCCAAUGCGACAAUUUGUGCUCUGCGAGUAUCACGGAGAUGCUUAACAAGUUGUUGACUGUGCACAAAAGUCGUUCAUACAAAACUCACUGAUUGUGUACCACACCAGGCCCUUACGAAUUCCGUAGGUUCAAAAGGUGUAAUCGUAUCGUAAGUUAGAUAUUGUAAACGAAUUAUUGUGGUAUGGCUUCAAUAUUUUUCCUAAUGAGUGUAUCGUUACCGGCAUUUCUAAGAGCCUUGACCAACGAUGAUCUCUACUUUGGCGGUAAAAGCGUGCUUCGCUGUGCGGCCCUGGAGAUGAUUACUCAACCGAGACAGGUCGAGUGGUACCAUGAAGAUGAACUUAUCUACGUUUCUAUAAUACAGGCACAGCGUAAUGGGAUCCACUUGCUUUCACAUUCACCGUCGGCGACGUGGGGCGGUCGAGCGUUGUUUAAUCCAAAGACUGUUUCGUUACAUUUAACUCGGCUAACCCCACAGGAUGCUGGUCGUUACACGUGUCGAGUACUUGGACUAGAUGGUGGAGAUUCUGCAAACGAAACAUUCUAUGUCAGGGGUCCUAUGAGGGAUCCUGAUCUACAGGUGGAGUCACCUACAUUCCGAGGAGCGAUAAAUUCUAGCACACCGAAUGUGGGACCAUUUCAUGAAGGACAAAGCCUUGACUUAUAUUGCACUGCAGAUCCCGGUCAAAAUCAUCUGCGUAUUGAGAGCCUGGGACGACUGCAUGAGGGCGUACGACUGUCCUGUCGAGCAGAAGAUAAACGUACCGGCGAACAAAGGCAGUCUAUUUUUAUUAAACUAAAUAUAUAUUUUCGGCCGCUCGAAAUUACCACGUCGAGUAAUCGGGUGUUGUACGCUUGGGAAACAUCGGAGCUUGAGUGUGUAGUUAGCGGUUCUCGACCCGCACCAGAGAUCACUUGGUUUCUAGGCAGAAAACGUGCGGCUGCAUCAUUCACGCAUACGUCGUUCAACGGUAAUGUCACCACGAGCUCACUAGCGUUUAAGGCUCAUCCUGAGCAUCACGGUCUGACCAUCACUUGCCGUGCUACGAACGCGGCUUUUCCAAAUGAUAUUCUCGAAGAGUCCUGGAACCUUGUGGUACACUACGCCCCGGUUGUGGACUUGUAUCCAUGCUCACGAAGAGAAACACAACAGCCGUUGCCUAGUGAAUUUCGUGUCUCCACUGGAAGCCCUGCAGGCUUCAUUUUCGCAACCGAAAAAGAGCUGUGCCUUUGCUGUUCCAUCUUGGCCAAUCCUUCGCCUAACUCUAUCCGUUGGUCGCACAACGGAAAUCUCAUUGAGUUGAAUUCGACAUCUUCCCUUCUACGGAUUGGCCCGCCAUUACAGCCCCAUCACGAAGGCACAUACUCAUGCUUAGUUCGUAACUCAGUCGGUGAGACUAACUCAGCCCCUCUUCGAGCUAUAGUUCAUUGUACCCCGAAUCAGAUGGCCGACGCUUCGUUCACUUCGCCGCUUUUUAGGUUUCGUUUCGUGGGUUCAGUUAUGGCGUUGGCGGUCCUUUUUGCCACCGCCCUUACAAUUGUCGCCGCUUGGCGUAGGAGCGCAGAACUGGACAGACGAAACCCUCUUGACGCAGUGGCUGUCCUAGGAAAAUAACCUGCCUGUAUAAUUUGCAGUUUUUCCCAAUGGCUGCGCAUAGUAACGCACUUUUUCGAUGCAUAAUUGAAGUGCACCUAUACAUUUUGCGGUAGCGAUCUCGCAGGAAUCAUGAAGUUUGCUGGCCUUACAUUAACUUAACCGUACGUUGUUUUCGUGACAAAUGUGACGUGACGGCGUGAUUGCUUUUCAUCCGUGGCAGCAGCUAGAAUCAUCCGAUAAUCUUCUUUAUAUAGUAAUAUUUCAGCACAAAAGCGCCGAAAAAACGUCAUACUAUGCUAAUUACAAGUGUACUUGUCGGACAACGACGU